Messenger RNA from Peronospora belbahrii, 1587 nucleotides. The record is from the annotation of a GenBank genome assembly. NCBI's taxonomy places the organism in Eukaryota, Oomycota, Peronosporomycetes, Peronosporales, Peronosporaceae.
AUGAAAUCCAAGAUGAAACGGUUUCGAAAGAGUUCAGUAGACGAACAGAUACAGUUUGCAAUGGCACGUAAUAGUUGCAGAAUGGGGAUGACGACUCUAUUGAUUGUAUACUUGUGUCUACUUGUGUCGAUAUGGAAACAAGUCGAUGCAAAGUAUAAUCGAGUAAGAAAGAGCUGGAGUGUUUAUACUCCUGAUGAAAAGGUGUUGUAUCUACGUGCAGUCAAGAAAUCCAUGACAUUAGGAUAUCAUUUGUUAUUUACACAAAUUUACAUGGAUCCAAAUAGUCUUCAGUACGUUGUUGGAACAUGUGGUGCGCCAGCAUGGUAUCGUAAAUUUCUACUCGGGUAUGAAACCAUGUUACGCUCCUUGGACACGACAUUCAAGGACUUGACCGUACCAUACUGGGAUAUCUUUGAUGAUUCAGCCAAACGCAUUUCAACGUACACUCCUUGCAACGGUAUUGAAGGAUGUUCACCAAUUUUGCAAGAUUUUGGAGGAUGUCAAGGCCGUGAACUCAUACCAGGCACUUAUGUCGUAAAUGGUGAGGUGAUCCCAAGUGGAAAUUGUGCAAACGCUAGUAUUGCUGCGUACGCCUGUACUAAUCGCAACAUGUGCGAAAAGUGUCUUCCACGAGGAGAUUGGGGCAUUGGAGACUCAUCGUUAGAGUUUGGACCAACUACGUUUGUAGAGUUGAUACGUCAUGCUGCUCGUCAUGUCAAGAGCUCAAGUCGCCCCAAUUUGGUAGCCAUGGAUACGUUGCGCAAGGAAAUUCAAAGUUCCGUGCAACUUACGCUGCACAGUCUUUUGGGAGGGGUGUACGAGACUCGAGCUGCUGCUUUUGAUCCAAUUUUCUUCAGUCACUACGCAACACUUGACAUGAUGUACCAGUUUGUCCAGAGCUGUAACCAGAGCAUUGCCUUGACUGGCUUUUGUCAAGGCAAUGAUGGUUUUCAAGUCUCUUCAACGGCUACGAUUCCCAUGACAAUCAAGAACAUACCUGUUGAAAGACAUGCUGAUCUUGGUGUGUUUUUCGAGGCAAUGGGCACAAGUUUUAAAAGUAUGGACACUUAUGCUGUCGAGUAUGAAAUUGAUCUGUUUCUUCAGAAUAUGCUUAAGCAGUAUUCGCUACAGUGCGACGCCGAUACGAGCGCUCCUGGUGCGAUCUCAUACGCUACUGUAAAAGAGACGUUUAAGGAUGCCGCUGCGAUCCACACUUUUGUAAACAACUUGGCCGCUUGUGAGAAGACUUCAACGGUAAAAGGGACCACCACGACAGAAACAUCGGCUGCUUUUAUUUCUUGUCAGCUACUUUCUUCACUUCAGAAUGGCGUGUUUACGAAUUUCAGCACACCCGUGCGUGAAUUUUUUGGUGUAGGUCAGGAUGAUUUGCCCAAGUGUGUGAAGGCGCUUGCAGCCGUGACAAGUGCUGAAGUUACUCUCAUUCCGUCCAAGAGUUGCCAAAAAGCGAUUCAUCAGGACACUAGUCUUAAUAUGGCGACGGAUUUCAACUCGAUCGUUGAUGGAUUUGCAAUUGUAACGAGAGGCGCUCAAGAUGGAGCCGUGCGGUAUAUGGAACCAAUUCAAUAG